GUUACAGUUUAUUACCCAGUCAGCGAGCGGGGAGGGGCACAUGUAGAUAUACACGAGCAGACCCUGGAUGUACAUCUGUGUAGGAAGGAGACCUCUGACUGUUGAUGUCAAAAUGAACAUCCUCAUCCUUGGAAUGUUAAUAGCAGUUGCAGCCUCAUUGCCGGUGAAAAGAAACUCGGAACCCCUGCUUAUCUCAACGUUUGAUUGGAACCAUGACGGCAUCUUGGAUCGGCGCGAGAUGAGGAUUGUGUCUGCGAUCAUGUCGGCCAUCUUUGCAACUCCAAGACGUCGUAUCCGAUGGAAGAUGAGGCGGGCGGACAGAAACCACGAUGGAGUAUUGUCUGCUGGAGAAUUCAACAACAUGAUCGAAUCAAACUUUGGGAAAUAGUUUUAGGGAUGGCGAAUGUCGACACUUGCAGUUGUCAUAUAAAAACAAUUUAAUGAAAUAAUAAACUAUUGCUUUUUUAA
Haliotis rufescens (red abalone) is the source of this 468-nucleotide messenger RNA. RefSeq lists its product as uncharacterized. The record is from RefSeq and is a predicted model, not a curated record. Bases 68 to 388 code for a protein of 106 amino acids. Gene Ontology annotation, molecular function: calcium ion binding. The transcript is spliced from 3 exons. Lineage: Eukaryota; Metazoa; Mollusca; Gastropoda; Lepetellida; Haliotidae.